CUCUCAUUCUUCCCCUUUUCCUUCUCAUUUUUUUCCUUUCCUUUCUUUCAUUCUUCCCUUUUCCUUUUCCUCAUUUUUCCAUUACCUCUCCUUUAUUCUUUCCCCUUUCUCGUUAAAAAUAUUUUAUAACUCAAUUUUUUUUUUUUGGAUUUUUUUAGUCUUCUGAACACGAUAUUUCUCGGCUGAAAUUUUGGGUCUAUGAACGUGCAGAAUUUCAUAAUUCGCAAGAUCCAAUAUACAUGUGGAAAUUUGGUAUUUCAGUUAUUGUAUUUAUUUUCUUUAAAAUUUAUUUAUUUUAACGAACUGUACUUGCAGUUCUAUUCUUUCUUCUGGUUCUUUUGGAUAUCUUUGGACGUGUACUAUCACUUUUUCUUUAUUAAUUUAU
Molecule: messenger RNA, 385 nt
Organism: Rhizophagus irregularis DAOM 181602=DAOM 197198
Lineage: Eukaryota; Fungi; Glomeromycota; Glomeromycetes; Glomerales; Glomeraceae
Source: RefSeq, a predicted model, not a curated record